Messenger RNA from Quercus robur (English oak), 609 nucleotides. NCBI's taxonomy places the organism in Eukaryota, Viridiplantae, Streptophyta, Magnoliopsida, Fagales, Fagaceae. The record is from the annotation of a RefSeq genome assembly.
AUGUCGCGUUACAGAGGGCCUCGUUUCAAAAAAAUACGACGUCUGGGGGCUUUACCGGGACUAACUAGUAAAAGGCCUAAAGCCGGAGGCGAUCUUAGAAACCAAUCACGUUCCAGUAAAAAAUCUCAAUAUCGUAUUCGUUUAGAAGAAAAACAAAAAUUGCGUUUUCAUUAUGGUCUUACAGAACGACAAUUACUUAAAUACGUUCGUAUUGCCGGAAAAGCCAAAGGGUCAACGGGUCGGGUUUUACUACAAUUACUUGAAAUGCGUUUGGAUAACAUCCUUUUUCGAUUGGGUAUGGCCUCGACUAUUCCCCAAGCCCGCCAAUUAGUUAACCAUAGACAUAUUUUAGUUAAUGGUCGUAUAGUAGAUAUACCAAGUUAUCGCUGCAAACCCCAAGAUAUUAUUACAGCGAGGGAUGAACAAAAAUCUAGAGCUCUGAUUCAAAAUUGUCUUGAUUCAUCCCCUCGUGAUGAGGAAUUACCAAAACAUUUGACUUUUCACCCAUUCCAAUAUAAAGGAUUAGUCAAUCAAAUAAUAGAUAGUAAAUGGGUCGGUUUGAAAAUAAAUGAAUUGCUAGUUGUAGAAUAUUAUUCUCGUCAGACUUAA